This is a messenger RNA of Striga asiatica, 879 nucleotides long. The record is from the annotation of a GenBank genome assembly. Lineage: Eukaryota; Viridiplantae; Streptophyta; Magnoliopsida; Lamiales; Orobanchaceae.
AGAGGAACUGCACUGGUCCUCGCCAACUUCAUGCUUGUGGUGUCAUUUGAUAAAGCCUUCUUCGGUCCUCCGGCAGCCGGCGUACCUAUCGUCCUUCAGCGGGCUGAACAUUUUCAAAUCGGACAAUCGAAAUUUCGACAGCAAAAGCUGAGGAGGAAGAAGAGAAGAGAGAUGGGGGAACUCAACCAGAGAGGAACGAACGGGGCGCGCAUUGGAAGAGGCGUUAUCAGAUAUGAGAACGCCUUGCACCCCUGCCUCGCCAUUAGAGAUGUCAGGUUCAGAUCUGACGGCGAGGAGACUGGAGCCUCCACCUCCAGUGAGGUGAGGACGUCGACAUUGGGUGGUGGCGUCGCCGUCGAUGACGCCGUCAUCGACGUGGGAGAAGCCAACCUUUCCAGCCUUGAUGACGGUGAUGUUGACGAAGCCAGGAGUUCCGGCGGCCUCACCGGUGGCCUGGAAGAUGGAGAAGGUGGUGGUGGAGCCUCUGGUGAUCUGGUGGAGCUUCUUGGAGCCGAUGGAGCCGAUGUAGUCAACGCAGAUGCGAAAGGAGAGGAUGUUUUCUCUCUAUCUGCAAUUAAAUGUGAUGUGAUGAUUGCGUGUGCGGGUGGAGUGGCGUGUGCAGAUUCACUAUGUGAAAAGAGGCCCGUUUUCAGCCUUUCAAACCGGCGUCGUUUUGAUACAAAAUUAUUGUACAAAAACCAAUUUCAAUUAAAUCUCUCAAACGGUGCCGUUUUGAACAAAAUGGAGCCUUUAGAGGAGUGCCACGUGGCGGCUAACAAAUGGGUUAUAUGGUUUUCUUAUAAGAUAGAGGAAGAUAAGGACGCAGAUCUAAGAAAUGGAGAGAGAGAUAGAGAGAGAGGGAAAAGAGAAGAAGGGAGA